Messenger RNA from Arabidopsis thaliana (thale cress), 2025 nucleotides. It is a transcript of the gene 4CL8, whose product is annotated as AMP-dependent synthetase and ligase family protein. The record is from RefSeq and is marked reviewed. The transcript is spliced from 4 exons. Gene Ontology annotation, molecular function: catalytic activity; 4-coumarate-CoA ligase activity. Gene Ontology annotation, cellular component: peroxisome. The coding region runs from base 181 to 1620 and encodes 479 amino acids. NCBI's taxonomy places the organism in Eukaryota, Viridiplantae, Streptophyta, Magnoliopsida, Brassicales, Brassicaceae.
CGACAGUCCACUUUUUACGAAUAUUUGUAUUAUAGUGAAUAUUUAUAGUAAAUAAGUAGUGAAAGAUAUUUAGAUAGUUUCAGUGAACGUUUAACAUAUGCCUUAUUAAGAUGCUGAUAUUUCCAUAAGGUAAGUACAACUAUAUGAGAGCUUGCAUCAAUCUAAUCCAACCAAAGAAUAAUGGCGAAUUCUCAAAGAUCAUCAUCUCUGAUCGAUCCAAGGAACGGUUUCUGCACAUCAAACUCCACAUUUUACAGUAAACGCAAACCAUUGGCACUUCCUUCAAAAGAAUCACUCGACAUCACAACAUUCAUCUCCUCCCAAACGUACCGUGGCAAAACCGCCUUCAUAGACGCAGCCACGGACCACCGCAUAAGCUUCUCCGAUUUAUGGAUGGCCGUGGAUCGUGUCGCCGACUGUCUCCUCCACGACGUGGGAAUACGGAGAGGUGACGUGGUCCUAGUCCUCUCUCCCAACACCAUCUCCAUCCCCAUUGUCUGCCUCUCCGUGAUGUCUCUUGGCGCUGUCUUAACUACCGCUAAUCCUCUCAACACCGCUAGUGAAAUCUUAAGACAAAUCGCGGAUAGCAAUCCAAAACUCGCCUUCACAACACCGGAACUGGCUCCCAAAAUCGCCAGUUCCGGUAUCUCUAUCGUCCUCGAGCGCGUAGAAGACACUCUACGCGUUCCGAGAGGACUCAAAGUGGUUGGGAAUCUAACUGAAAUGAUGAAGAAAGAACCAAGUGGACAAGCAGUCAGAAACCAAGUUCAUAAAGACGACACGGCGAUGUUGCUUUACUCCUCGGGGACGACGGGACGAAGCAAAGGAGUGAAUUCGUCUCACGGGAACUUAAUAGCACACGUGGCGAGAUACAUCGCGGAGCCAUUCGAGCAGCCACAACAGACCUUCAUUUGCACUGUUCCGUUGUUCCACACUUUUGGUUUACUAAACUUCGUUUUGGCCACCUUAGCGUUAGGUACGACCGUUGUCAUCCUCCCGAGGUUUGACCUCGGAGAGAUGAUGGCGGCUGUCGAGAAAUACAGAGCGACGACUCUGAUUCUCGUGCCGCCAGUUUUAGUAACUAUGAUAAACAAAGCGGAUCAAAUAAUGAAGAAGUACGACGUGAGCUUCUUGAGAACGGUGCGGUGCGGUGGAGCACCUUUGAGCAAGGAAGUUACUCAAGGGUUUAUGAAGAAAUAUCCAACGGUUGAUGUUUAUCAAGGAUACGCAUUGACGGAAUCUAACGGUGCAGGAGCUUCGAUAGAAUCAGUGGAGGAGAGUCGGAGGUACGGUGCGGUGGGGUUGUUGUCAUGUGGUGUAGAAGCGAGGAUUGUGGAUCCGAAUACGGGUCAGGUCAUGGGUUUGAACCAAACGGGCGAACUUUGGCUUAAAGGGCCUUCUAUCGCCAAAGGUUAUUUCAGGAAUGAAGAAGAAAUUAUAACUUCAGAAGGAUGGCUUAAAACAGGAGAUCUAUGCUAUAUAGACAACGAUGGAUUUCUUUUUAUCGUUGAUCGAUUGAAAGAGCUUAUCAAAUACAAAGGUUACCAGGUACCUCCAGCUGAACUAGAGGCUCUCUUACUAAACCAUCCAGAUAUUCUCGAUGCAGCCGUUAUUCCGUAAAGUUUUACUAUCAUUUUUCUUUUCCUUGUUAAGACUUCCAAGAUUUUUGCCUUUUAAACAUAAAAACGACAAGAAGUUUAUUUUGUUUUGUUUGAAUUUUUGAUUUGUUGCAUGGCAAAGGUUUCCAGAUAAAGAAGCAGGACAAUUUCCGAUGGCUUACGUAGCACGAAAGCCUGAGAGUAAUCUUUGUGAGAAAAAGGUUAUCGACUUUAUUUCUAAACAGGUGGCACCAUAUAAGAAAAUAAGAAAAGUCGCAUUUAUAGACUCUAUACCAAAGACUCCAUCGGGCAAAACACUUCGCAAGGAUCUAAUCAAAUUUGCCAUUUCAAAAAUUUAAAAGAAUCACUAUUUUGUCAUUUUUAUUUGUAUGAAUUUCUGACAUAAUAAAAGAGAAGUUAUAUCCGC